AUGCUAGGAAUUGUGAUCCUGUCCUGCAGGAAUUGUGGCCUUUCUAUUUGCACCACUUAUUACCUCGUAGCUAUGGCAGCUGCGGAUCUACUUGUCAUUAUCACAGAAGUCAUGUUGAGACAAAUCAGUAAUUAUUAUUUCCAAUGGACUUUCCUGGACUUCACCCCUGUGUGCAGUCUUAUUGCUGUCCUGGUAUCUACAGCCACAGACUGUUCUGUCUGGUUCACUGUCUCAUUCUCCUUUGAUCACUUUGUUGCCAUUUGUUGCCAACAGAUGAAAACGAAGUAUUGCACCAUGAAAACUGCUAUUGUGGUUCUAUCAACAACCUGCAUUCUACUCUGUUUGAAAAACAUCCCUUUCUAUUUUAUAUAUGAACCUUGGCUAAUAGUCAACAAUAUCCCCUGGUUCUGUUCUGCAAAGCCGAUCUACUAUACUGAUUCUGGAUGGGUGGGCUUUGAUUGGUGCGAUCAGGUUUUAAAUCCUUUGCUGCCAUUCACUUUAAUUCUAUUCAUUAACACUCUGAUGGCCAGACAUAUUUUACAGGCCAGUAGAGUCCAUAAGGCCCUGAGAGGUCAGAGAAAAGGAGAGAAUCGCAGUGACCCAGAGAUGGAGAGCAGAAAGAAGUCUGUGAUUUUACUUUUUACCCUAUCUGGCAGUUUUAUCCUCCUGUGGUCUGUGUGCGUAAUCGAAGUUAUAUACUAUAACAUGACAGGCAAAGAUCCAGGGGAUUACACAGUGUCUGAAAUUAACUUUCAACAAGUUGGAAGCAUGCUGCAGAAUUUAAACUGCUGUACAAAUACGUUUAUUUAUGUGGUGACGCAGUCUAAAUUCAGAGAACAGCUCAGUAGCGUGGUGAAAUUUCCUGUCACAUCUAUUAUUCAAAAAAUGAAGAAGCACAAGAACUGA
This is a messenger RNA of Rhincodon typus (whale shark), 906 nucleotides long. RefSeq names its product probable G-protein coupled receptor 139. The record is from RefSeq and is a predicted model, not a curated record. Gene Ontology annotation, molecular function: G protein-coupled receptor activity. NCBI's taxonomy places the organism in Eukaryota, Metazoa, Chordata, Chondrichthyes, Orectolobiformes, Rhincodontidae. Gene Ontology annotation, biological process: G protein-coupled receptor signaling pathway. The transcript has a single exon. Gene Ontology annotation, cellular component: membrane. Bases 1 to 906 code for a protein of 301 amino acids.